Molecule: messenger RNA, 2732 nt
Organism: Lineus longissimus
Lineage: Eukaryota; Metazoa; Nemertea; Pilidiophora; Heteronemertea; Lineidae
Exons: 2
Coding region: 115-1494 (459 amino acids)
Source: RefSeq, a predicted model, not a curated record
GCCUGCAGCGAGUUGAAUUAUUUACCUAAGAGUGUAUUGUAGGAUGUUGUUAAUGCGCAUGACCACAGCCUUACAUUGUACAUACCAAUAGACAGGAAUAUUGCAGGAGGAGCCAUGUCGGACAACUCGUGCGAGCCAUCAGGACAGCCGCUGUACCACAUUCCGCUGCCGCCGUAUUCAGCCACCGACCAGAGAUGCCUAGGGCAGGCCACCCACCCACCCAUCCCAUCAUUCAUGAAUGAGGCACCAAUAUUACCGGAUGAACCACCGCCACCAUAUGAAGCAUGCUUUCCACCAUAUUUACCGCAAGAAUCCACCCUUUCGUCGCCUCCGCCGCCGUAUACAAGUACAGCAAGUUUAACACCGGUACCAAAAGGGCGGCGACCUGUACCCUUAGCUAGUGAUGGAAGUUCCAGCUCUGAACCAGAACCCGAUGUCUCACCAAGAGGAAUGCCCGGAGGAACGGGGCAGCCAACACUGCUAGUAGAAUCCCAGGUAGACGUGCCACGGCAAUUAGUACUUUCCAAGGUUGUUUUGAGGCUCCGCUACUACCAAUUUCUCCUCGGGAUAGUCUUAGCCAGCGUUGGUGUGGUCGGGAUUGAUCUACAUUAUUUCGGAAGUCAGUAUGCUAUCGGGAUCUAUGCCGGUCUUCUCGCAAUGGUCGCCAUUGCUUGGACAGACCCGCGGAGGCGACUAUUCUGCUUUCGAGAUAAUGCUCGCUUCCAUGAUGCACUUUAUUUAAUAGUUAACGGCGUAGCUUUCGUAGCAUCUUUAUUCUGUGCAGUUUUCUAUAGCUAUGGACUCCACGUUGAUUCAGCAGUCAAAAGGAUAGACAACUCAAAAGCUCUCGUGAAUGAAGGAAUUGGCGUUGGCAGUGCGUCCCUUUUGAUGGUUGUCAUCCUGUUUAAAUGGAUCAAGACUAAAUCCUUGACUGAUCAUACCGUUACACCAAACACACCACCUUCGAUCCACCUCCCUCCUCUCCCAACAGACAUCAUCAAACUUAACCUAUGCAUCGUAUUUUUCUGCUGUGUGACCAUGUUCAGUGUGGGAGCGUGCGGUGUUCCCUGGCGCGUCUAUGGCUACAAGUUAGGAGUGCCUUUCAUCUGUAGUGGAGUAGCUUUCUUGACAUUGGUGUACUGUGGUGAUCCAAGAAGUAAGGUUCGUGGGGAUCAAAUAAGAACCCAGACUAUCUUUAAGAUUGUCCACACUUUAAUAAUUUCACUUGCCGCAUACUACAUCUGCUUGCAUUCUUACGGAAUUUCUGUUGACUUAAGUUUGAUGACAAGAUGUGCAUGGAACAGCACUUAUAACAUUACAAGCGCCAUGCCAAGCUGUGAUCUACCGAAUAGCCUUUCUGACGCACCGGAGAACAUUGAAGAACUCCACCAACGGAUUCUUAUCCAGAGUUUGGGAAUUGUAAUCGCGACCGUGAUGAUUUUGACUCAUCUGCUCAAAUGGGCAAAGCUAAAGUUUGAUCACAACAUGUUGUGAUUUUUCGGCGUGGGCCGGGAUGAUCAAUUGUAAAAGUAGGCCCACCAACAUUACAGGGUGACCUAGCUGGAACGCAGAAUCGGACUAAGUAUUUUGAGCCGAAAGAACGAAUGAAUUGAUAUUAAUGAAAGUUUACUCUAAACUGAUAUCUUCAUAUACUUGGUUUUAGACGUCUAACAACUGGACCGAAUCGAGAUAUUUAGUUUGGUCUGAUUUCAAUUUAUCAGCGGGUAGGUUUUUUGGGGGUCUGCAAGUAUUGAAAAUGUAUGUUACCAUUUUGUCCGUUAUUGUACAAAGAAGUAAGAAUUAAUCAAGACUAGCCUUAAAAUCUAUAGUCAAUGAAAUAUUAAUUGGUUGAAUAGAAAUUGUCAUUGAAUAAUACAUUUACACAAAAUGCUUCACACUAUUGCCUUCACACGCAAAAUUGCACUGAAUUUGAUCACAGACUUCUAUACUGUCACAUAAAUAUUGUACAGAAGUCCGUGAUUUGAUAUUCCACUUAUAAAACUCUCCCCUGCACCAGGAUUUGCGACCAAAAUUCUAGCUCGCAGACACCAAUGUCGAGGGAAAACUGUGGGGAAAACAGCAUGACCUUGAAACGACAAGCCGCUUCAUCUCCGCCACAGGACUGAAGUUACAGUUUUUAGGCAGGUUGAACGCCGAAGAAGAAGAAGAUAUUCCACUCGCCUACGUCCUCGAAAAACCCGAGUCGGUCGUAUCUUCCCGGCUCCCCUCGCAUACGUUACUGAUCGGUCGUUAGUGCCGAGUGUUGGCCUGAGUUCAGGAUGACUCUCCUAUGAAGUCGUCGAGAGGAAAUGUGCAGGGCCGGAGAAGCGAACAUUAACCUCUGAUUUCCCCAGGAUGCUCUGAAGUGGCAUACAAUCUGGCCCUAAUUUUGUGGUUUGUAACCUCCCCAUGGGAGUAGAAAAGAAGACCUCGUUACGCACUUCCGCUAUGCUCCUGGCACUUGAUCCAGAUGAGCAAUUACGCUAAUAUCCCGACAUCUGUUACUUGUAUACAUCGGUUAUUUGUUGCAAUCGUUCGACUUGUACAUACAGUAACAGCACAAAUUUUAAAGACAUGUACAUGUACUGGAAUAUUUCACAUCGAUUCCCGCAUGGUGUGUGCGGUACACCUAAAAUGCGCGUGACUGCCAUGGUCAAUCAUAUGUAACGAUUAAAUAUAUGCGAAGUUUAAGGUACGCUUUCAAAUACUUCAUGGCUUGAGAAAUAUCUGUA